Molecule: messenger RNA, 368 nt
Organism: Staurois parvus
Lineage: Eukaryota; Metazoa; Chordata; Amphibia; Anura; Ranidae
Source: the annotation of a GenBank genome assembly
UGUGAAAUGUGUGAAUGAUCACAGAAGUCACAUGGUUAUUCACAACAGCCUUGUACCAUGUGACAAGCUGUGACCGAUCACAGCUUACACAGUAUUUAUCAAUGGCUACAAGAAUGCAGCCAGAGAGAAGGAGAAAAAUGAUUGCUUUUAUAGCCUUUAUAGGUGUAAAAGCAAUCAGUGUAAAAAAAAAAAAAAAAUCUUCAUUACCCCCUACAAGUAGUACAGUGUCACUAUGGUGACACUAUACUGCUAGGACACAGCGGGCUCCGGAUUGUGGUGCCGUGCGCUCACAGGGAUCGUGCACAGGCAGUGAAUGCGGAAGCUGUUUAUAAAUGGCCACCCGCUCCUGCACUGCUCCCGUCCAGCCG